Molecule: messenger RNA, 751 nt
Organism: Chara braunii
Lineage: Eukaryota; Viridiplantae; Streptophyta; Charophyceae; Charales; Characeae
Source: the annotation of a GenBank genome assembly
GACAAGGAGGAGCAAGCUAGGAGACGUGRGAUGGAGGAAAGAAGGAAGAUGGAUGAGUUGAUCAAGCAGGAGAUAGAAAGGAAUUCGGAGGCGUUAGAGGCUAGGGUCAUGACGCGGAUUGGGAGGCAGUACUUGGUAUCAAGGGACGGCGCCGGAAGGGAAGAGCUUCGUUCCCCGYUGAUCCGCACACCGCGACCUAUCUACAAGGAGAAAGAGUAUGGCGACGACUCUGACAUAGGAUUGGAGGAAAUUGAUGACGAGAUAGCUAAAUUGUACGAGUUGCGCGAGAAGAAGCGUAAAGGUAAGAUGGCUAUGGAUGGAUCGCAGCGUGGUUUCCGGCGACCCCUUUUUAGGGGUGAUCAUGAGGAUGUGCCCGCCGCRGGUGAGACGUCCAAGCAAGGGGAAGAUCGUGGGAGGACGAAAGUAGCUGCGGGGAGUGGCCCGGAUGGUGUGUUGGAUUUUGUACUUACCCAGCGGAGGUUGUUGAUGCGCAAGAACAAGAACCAGCUGAAGGUGAUCUACAACCAGGAAGGAGUGCAGUACACUAUGAAGGAACCGACUAUUGAUAAGAUUAUCGAAGUCCGUACAAAGCUUGCCUAUGAAGGUUUCAUCUUCACACCUGCUACUCCUGAUUCUGGUUUGGAUGAUGAUCACACUCCGCUUAGAUGAAUCGGAAAUUUUUCUAGAAUGAUGCUCUGGAAGAAUUUGUUGCAUURCAUGGAGCUCAGGAAUCGAGCAUGGGAAUGGGGAG